UCGGGACCGUUCCAGUCCAGCGGGCACCGCGGGCAGGUGAGCAGCGCUGCUCCCUUCCCUCUUCCACCUUCCUGUUCGUUUUCCUCUUCCUCUUCUCCCUCCUGCCGUGAGACACAGAGGAGAAGGAGCUGUCCCUGGAGCAGUUGCUCGAGCAGAAAAAUCUGCCAAGAUGUCCAAGAGGAAGCCAACUCCGGAUGAGGAACCCAAGAAGGAGACAACUUCAGAUGAGGAAUCCGGGGAUGAGGCAAAUCCUGGUGAUGAGCCCAAGGAGGAGACAAUUUCAAACGAGGAAUCUGGGGAGGAGACAACUCCUGAUGAUGAGCCCAAGAAGGAGAAAACUUCAGAUGAGGAAUCCGGGGAUGAGACAAAUCCUGGUGAUGAGCCUAAGAAGGAGACAAUUUCAAACGAGGAAUCUGGGGAGGAGACAACUCCUGAUGAUGAGCCCAAGAAGGAGAAAACUUCAGAUGAGGAAUCCAGGAAUGAGACAAAUCCUGGUGGCAGUCCCAAGGGUGAGAACAGUCCAGGGAACAGCUUCAAGAAAACUGUCAUUGGAACUGCAUUGGGAGCAGGACUGGCAGUGGCUGCCCCCCCGUUGUUCAUCAGCAUGCUGGGGUUCACAGGAGCUGGCAUCGCUGUUGGCUCCAUAGCUGCCAAGAUGAUGUAGGCAGCUGCCAUUGCCAACGGGGGUGGAGUGGCUGCAGGCAGCACCGUGGCCGUGCUGCAGUCAGUUGGAGCUGCAGGUUUCUCUGUCGGUACCAAAAUUGGGCUGGGCACACUUGGUGGAGCAUGCGGGACCUGGCUGUUCAAGCCGAAAAAACCUCCAAAUGACAAAUCUAAAAAAGGAUAAAAAUCCAAGUGACAAACCCAAGAAAAAGUAACUUGGGUGAUGAACAUGAGGAGGAGACAACUCCAGACGAGGAACCCAGGAGAAGCCAAGCAGGUGCCUGAUCCCAAGGCUUUGCAAUGCACAAUGGCAGGUGCUGGUACACCCCCACAGACCCCUCAGGGCUUUGCCUCCCCUUUGAAAAACUUUGGAUUCUCUUGAGAAACAAGUGCUCAAUAAAGGCACUUUUGCUGCA
Messenger RNA from Oenanthe melanoleuca, 1079 nucleotides. RefSeq lists its product as uncharacterized. The transcript has 5 exons. The coding region runs from base 170 to 664 and encodes 164 amino acids. Lineage: Eukaryota; Metazoa; Chordata; Aves; Passeriformes; Muscicapidae. The record is from RefSeq and is a predicted model, not a curated record. Gene Ontology annotation, cellular component: membrane.